This is a messenger RNA of Marasmius oreades (fairy-ring Marasmius), 1274 nucleotides long. RefSeq lists its product as uncharacterized. The coding region runs from base 40 to 798 and encodes 252 amino acids. The transcript has 3 exons. Lineage: Eukaryota; Fungi; Basidiomycota; Agaricomycetes; Agaricales; Marasmiaceae. The record is from RefSeq and is a predicted model, not a curated record.
GGGUUGAUCCCCUCGCUCAAACAAUUCGUCUCGGUCACGAUGUUCUCAAUUUCGAGCCCCUUCCUUCCCGUCCCCCUUAUCAUAUUCGCCACACUCUCUUCCAUAUUUUCUUUCAUCGCCUUCGCCGUAUCCCUCGUCAACUACCGCGUCGAAGUCAUCUGGGUCACUCUUAUAGCGACAUUCUUGACCCUUGGGUACCACGGCACCAUUAUCACUCUCGGAUACCGGGAACAUAUUCGCCGCAAGUCGGAUGCGGUUCUCUUGACGAGAACCGCCAAUUAUAGGCAAUCGAAUGGUCCUGUUCAUCGGUACUUUACGACUGCCGGGGUUAUAUGGGGAGUUGUGUUAGUUGCUUGGUGGAUUAUUGCGUUUGGAUUAAACACCCAAGUAACAGUUAAUGGAAAAGGGAGUAUCAAAGCGGAGUGGGCCAAUCACGACUGGGAUUUGCACGUUCAGAUUGGGCAUUCGGUGAUACUGGCGGUACAAAGCUUGUUACUGUUAGGAAUGGCCGUAUAUAAUGUGAUCUGGAUGAAUAGAGUCGGGCGUGAGGCCAUGGGAAGCGGUGGGAGGAAGGAUCCAGAGAAGAUUGACGAGAAAAGGUUUAUCAAGAAUCUGGAACUUACCACUGGCAUAACACAAGGAUCCCGUCAAUCUGUCGCCUCGAGCAGAUUUUCCAUCGAUUCGAUCGCACCAUCCAAGAACCGCAAAAAGCUGAAGAUCCACCUGCCGAAACCAUCGUGGUCCAUACAGGGAAAGUUACCGCUGAGGCAGCUAGCAUUGUCCAAAUAUACUCGAUGAAAAUCUCCCAUAACGCCGCCCGUUCAAGUCGUCGGGAAUCGCUUUAGUGGCUCGAACCUGAGUAAGACAUAAUUAGUCGAGAACACUAAAGUAGAAUAAGCAGACAACAACUGAGUCACUGUUGAGCCCAGACUCAGAUACUAGUUGAACUGUCACACCGAAGAAAUCUUGACGAAUGGUGCACCAACGAACUGUCGGAAGGAAGCAAGUACGUCGCUGUUGAGAACAUGCCAGAUCUUGAUUGAGAUGAGGUUGAAACAACUCGGGUCACCUAUUGCUGCCAGCUGACCCGGCUGAAACUGGAACGUAAACACUGUUGAAUCUUGAGGGUGUAUGAGUGAAAGAAAUCAUCUGAUUCUCUGGGGGGAAACCUUUGCCAGGGGCGCUGGAGAAUGAUAUUGAAGGGAAGCAGCGAAGCGCGGCGGUGUGGAAGACGACGAGUACGAUUUCAUCCCAACCAUGUCAACAAGUGUGAC